AUGAUCAGCAGCGGGAGGUGGGGGAUGCAGAAGUGGGGGACGAGGAUGGAGGGUGUUGGGAGGAGGAGGAUAAUCUUGGAGGAGAGGUUGAAGCUGAGGGCGGGAGGAGCUUGGGGGAGGAGAAGGCAGUAGAGGCUGGGUUCGACUUUCCCCCCACCACCACACACACACCAAAUUCUCGUGACAUCAUUUUCUCCUACUGUACACUAAAUAGCUCGCUUUCCUCUUUCUUUUGUUACAGGUUCACCGUUGCGGAUCAUGGACCAUCUCGCGAUUUGGCGUCGACUCGGUGUGGCUCGCGCUCUUCGGCUUCGGGGUUCUGAGUCAAGGGAGGGAUCAGCGGACACAGGCAGAAAGUCGGCUUUGAGGGGCCAGGGACUGCCGAGGGGGAGGUUUUGAGGGACCUUCACCGCGUCUUGUUGUGACUGAGCAGAGACUUGGAGCGUCGAGGGUCGUGGUGGUUGCGCAGUCGUGCUCUUGUCUUCGUCUCGACCGAGUGGGAAGUGGCUGUGGGGUGGGCCUUCUGUCGUUAGUACAUUUCUUUUCUUUCUCUUUCUCUUUCUCUUUCUCUUUCUCUUCAUCUCUCUUUCUCUCUCUCAUUCGUCUCCUGGGGGGGAGCAACCGCUUGGCUAGGGCAUUUGAAUCCGAAUCUCGGAUUGGUGGACUUGGCUCGUUUCUCGCACUUUUGCGGGCGGUUUGUGUUAUCAUCGUAGUCUUCCAUCUAGUUUUUCCGUAGGCCGAAACAGGGGGAACAGGAAUUGGGGGCAAUAUGAUGAACGUUUUCUACAAAAAAAAAACCAUUUUCACAGUACGGCUUGCGACACGAAUUCGAGACGCACUACUGCGCGGUGUGCGAUCGCGCCGGACACCAGUGGGGCGCUUGCAGGAAGCCGGUUUCGACUCCGGCCACCGCCGCCCCUGUUCCGGGGGCCUCGACCUCGACUUCGACUUCGACCACCGGCUUCCGAGUUGCUGGAAAGAAUGGGAAGCACGGUGGGCCUGCCGCAUUGAACUCUCGUGUCUCUGGCGCGAACAUGAUCCAGCUGGGACCUCGUGCUAACCCCGCAGGUGCAGUAACCGCCAACAAGGACGACGCGAACGACGGCGACGACGAGUCGAUCGUUUCGACCGAACCGGAGGGCGGCGACACUGGGGAAGAGACGUCGACGCGUGCGACCCUGGGCUCAACAAAGGAGACGCAGACGACGACGGCGGCGCCCGUUUCGACCCCGACCUCUCCUUCGCCUUUGUCCGGUGGCACGUCGGGAUCAUCGGCAACCUCGACAACCUCGAUAGCCUCGACGAGUCCUCGACGCCUUCGUUCGAGCUCGGCACCCGGCAACCGACGUGUCACCCGGGCAGGAUCCGCCAUGAUCCUCGGUGCAUCAGGGGGUGAUGGCUCAGGGGGCAACAGUUCAGGGGGUCACAGGUCCGAGGUGACCGAAUUCGAGGGGGGCGGCGCUGAACUGAUUUAAUCAUGAUUGAGUCACUCACCGUGUUGACGUUCAACGUCCGAUCGAUGAAGAACGCAGUCAACCAAGUCAAAAUCAUCCGUUAUCUCAAAACCCUUCGGCCGGCCCCUGCGGCCAUCCUCCUGCAAGAGCACCACCUCAGCUACAACGCGUCGCGCGAAGGCUUCGAGAGUGCUUGGCCGGGGGCUUGUAUUCGUUUCACUCCUCAUGUCCUUACCCUCAUACCCGAUGGCUCACCUUUGGCGGGCCAUCUCCUUUCCUCUACCCCGGUCGUCUUUGCAGGAGCUCCUCGUUUCGACGGUCGGAUUCUGCGCUCGGUGUUUCGUCUUGAGGAGCUCGAUGUCGAGAUCAUCAACAUGUACGCGCCGGUGCAGGAGGACGAUCGUCGCGACUUUUUCGGGCUUCUGCACUUCAACGCCCCGAGACCCAAGACUCUUCGGAUCUUGGCCGGCGAUCUCAACGAUUGUCCGGAUGUAUCGGUCGACCGAGUGUCCAUCACCGAUCGCGCUUGGACUCCUGUAUCGCACUGGCAGACCUUGCUGUCAAAGAUCGCGUUCAAGGCACUCGACACGGUCCGACAUGUCCAUCCUUGCACCCCUGCAUUCACUCGUCCUCACUACCGUGGUAGAGGGGAAGAGCGAAAGAUUUGCUCGUGGUCGCGGAUCGACUAUAUUCUUGUCCAAUGCAGUUGGGCGAACCGGUUGUUGAGCGCUUCUACGCUCUUCGAUGCGCCCUGUUCGGACCACAGACCUGUAGUUGCGACUUUCGCUUUGCCUACAUCGAACGCUGAUGCCGAACCCCCCCUUUCUCUUCCCUCCACGAGCGAUUUCAUUUCGAGGCUCAACCCAAUGGUCUUUGACGAUCAAGACUUUGUCGCAUCGAUUCCCGGGGUCGUCGACGAGGUCUAUCGAAGGCUCGAGGGGACCGCUCCGCUCGGCGACGUCUAUGACGCCGCUCUGCGGGCGGUUGCAGUCGCUGGCCAUGCACGAUACCGCUCGACUCGUGCCGACAUGCGCCGACUGCGGGCCGAGAGCCAAUCCGUCAUGGAGGCUUUGGAGGCACGCGGUGAGCACAUGAAUGAGGCCGAGCGCGAUGUGUAUGCUCUUGCCAAGUCGCGGUUGGACCAGUUGGCGGUAAAGGAGGCUCAGUGGCUGCGCAUUCGUGCGCAUGUGCCGUCAGUCGACUCGAGGGAAGGUCAAUCGGCAAGCAUUCGCACGCGCCUCAACCGCCGGAGUCGCCAGACGAGCAUCGUCUCGCUGGAGGAUGUGGAUGGCACCGAGACCGUUGACAUGCAGGAGGCGCUGGGUAUUGCUUCACGGCACGCGCAGUCGCUCUUCACGCCGGACCCAGCUCGUGGCGACCCGACGAACGCACGCCGGUCCCUGCUCGACCCUAUUCGCGCAGCGAAAUGCUACGAUGACGACCGCUCGGACCCUACGUUCGGUCGUCGGCUGCCUCGUCAAGCGAGAGUGGCGCUUGACGAGCCCUUCACCCUCCUCGAGGUUGAAGCGGCGUUGAAGAAGACGGAUUCGGGGCGAUCACCGGGGCCCUCGGGCAUUCCGUACGAGCUCUUCAAGGCGCUGCCAACCUACUUUGCUCCCAAGCUGUUGGACUUGUUCAACUCGAUUUGGGAGGGCGGCAAAAUGACGGCGUCCUUGGCAGAGGGGCUGGUGCGGCUCUUGCCCAAGAAUAAACCGGGGGCCAAUCUGAAAUCACUGGGGGCAUACCGACCGAUCACAUUGCGCGAGACGACCUACAAGGUCCUCAGCAAGGUCUUGGUGGCGCGACUCAAUGGGGUGCUCGGCGAGCUUUUACCGCCGGCGCAACACGGUUUCAUGCCAUCAAGACGUUCAGCGGACGCGGGAAGUCAUCUCACUCUCCUUCUCGAAAAACUCAAGUCGCUAGGCACUGAUGUUUUCCCCGAGGGCGCCCUCUUGUCUUUGGAUCAGCAGAGCGCGUACGAUCGGGUCGAUCACGCCUGGAUCUUCGAGGUCUUUGAGGCCUUUGGGUUCGGUGAGCGUUUCAUCUCGCUGCUGCGCGCUCUCUACGAUCCCGAGACUCUGGGGGUGCGCUACCUUGUCAAUGGGUUCCCCACGGACUUGGUGCGGUUGCUGUGUGGUCUCGGUCAGGGGGAUCCCCUCUCGUGCCCGGUUUGGAACAUCACGUUCCAGCCCUUCCUCGACGCCCUCGUUCGGCGCGGGAUCGCGCUCGACCUGCAGAAGGUGUGGCCAGGGGGGCCGCGUGCGCAGCUUACGCAUCUGGCGUUUGCCGACGAUGCUGUGGUGGUGGUGGAGUCACCGGCGGCAUUGUCGAAGCUGCAAACGCUGUCGCAGACGUGGUACGAGGCUACCAACGGGAAGACCAACACGGACAAGACGCUGGUGCUACCACUCGGACCGAACUGGCUUCGGGACGAGACUGCGCAGGCGCUGCCAACGGUGCAGGAGGGGGAGAGCUUCAAGUGGUGCGGCUAUGCCUUCUUUCGCCACGGUGACUCGAAACUGUUUUGGACCCAUGUUCUUGACAGGAUCAAGGCCAAGACCCGCGCCGCUCGAGACCGGACACUUUCGCCGAGUGGGAAGGUUUUCUAUGCCAACGCUCACAUCAUCUCGACGGUCCUCCACGUGCUGUCCUUCGACAUACCGCCUCAAUGGUUCAUUAAGGCGGCGGAGACGGCACUUACGGACUUUGUCUGGGGAGGAGCAGGGCGAAAUACCGUCGCUCGCGAUUUCGUGUUCCAGGCUCGGGAGGACGGUGGCUUGGGUUUGAUUUCGAUUGGCGACAUCGUUCAUUCGGUGGCGCUUCGAUUUUGGGAUGCUGUGGCGGGCUCGGACGAGGCGAUCUGGGCGCCCCUAGCUCGCGAGAGCUGGAGGUGCCUCGUCGCUGCGACCCGCGAUUUCAGUCCGUGGGGGUUCUUCAGCAGCACGGCUCGGGUCGAGAAGCUGUAUCGCGACUCGACGCGCUGGGGGGCAGUCGUUGCAGCGGCCAGGGUCACAGUUCCAACCAUCAAGUCCGAACUCCUUACGCUUCCCGAAUUGCUCUCGCUUCCGCCUCGCCUCCCUUCACUCUAUGCUGAAGGUGCCCAGCACGCAUAUGACGAUGCGGACGCGGUGGCGAAGUUUGCGCAGAUCGCGGACCUGUACUGGAGGGACGAAGGGAAGGGAUGGGCUCUGGUUGGUCAUCGACGCGGGUUCUGGCAGCACUCUAAGGAACCCGCCCUACAGCACGAGCACGUGUGGUCGCGCGUGGGUCAGUUGCUCAAGGCGAAAGCGUUGCUGCCCAAGACCGCGUUGCGACCUGCUCGGAUACCUCUCAAGGAGGCUCCCCGUCCUCGGUGCUUCAACUUCUUUGGGCUCUCCCGACCUUUUACGAUUCGCAAGCUUCGUCGGCUUGUGAACAAGGUGCGGUUCCCAGGGAGGGAGGACCGUGUCAAGCGUUUCCCUGAUGGGACUUCUCAGAGCGAUAGGAAGCGCUUCUGGAGAUGGCUUCAUGACCGGUUCGCGUCUGCUGUCGAGCAGGACACCCACUGGCGGCUCAUGUACGACGUGACGCCGACGCGCAAGAGGCAGCAUACUCAGGGUCAUGCCUCUUCGCCGACGUGUCUGUUCUGUGGCAACGAUGCAGCGGUCAUCGAGACGGUGUCCCACUACUUUUUCGAGUGCGCGUACUCGACCAGCUUCUGGGGUGGGGUGCUAGGCAUUCUGCUUGACAAGCUCGGCAUCGAGGAUACCGACGUCGAUCCGUCGACGUUCACUCCGGAGCAGCUGACUAUGGGGCUCCCCCUUUUGCGGGGUCGUGGGAGAACGACCUUGAAAUGGAUGUGGGUUCGGCUGGCCUGCGCGAUCGGCUUCCAGCGGCUGCACCUGCUCCGCUGGCGCGUUCAUCAGCGGUUCGAGCUGGACAACGUCGUGGCCCCUCCCUCGCUUCCCAGUGCGCUCAGAGCGUUCGAGCGAGAUUUUCUCUCUCGAGCGGGUUUUGUGCCUGGGGUUCGAGAUUGGGAGGUGUGAUGACCGAGUUAAGUCCUUCCUUCCCAUUUUCCUCCCCUCCUUUCCUCCCUUCCUUUUCGGUCAGAAGCUGACUGUCUUGAAACUUGUUGCGCAGUGGAAGGCUGCGCACCUCUCCCUCUCUCUACUUUGUGCAGUAGCGGUUUUCGUUCUUGGAUGGAUCGGCAAGCCGGGUCGAUCGUCGUUGCGUUGGAGGCUUUGUGAAGUUCUCCCCUCUCUUUCCCCUUUCUCCCUUCCCUUCCUCUUCUCGUUCCUGUUGCUCGGUUGUUGACUACGCUUCAGCCACUUCUCCUUUUAUUCCUAAGCCGUGUGUUGGAUUCCGUCGAAUACAUCGUUCGUUGGCGUUGGUCAAGAUCUACGGCAUGGAUCGGGAAGAAAGGUCGCUCGUUUUUUUGGUCAAUAUCCUCGCGUCAAGGCGAGGCUUGUUUCGUUGUAUUGGAUCGUUUUCGCUCGGCCCCGACGGCUCAACAGCCAGCACUCGAGACUCAGCCAAGGGAGGACAUCAGGCGCUGUCGGGGUGACGAGUAG
This is a messenger RNA of Microbotryum saponariae, 6004 nucleotides long. The record is from the annotation of a GenBank genome assembly. NCBI's taxonomy places the organism in Eukaryota, Fungi, Basidiomycota, Microbotryomycetes, Microbotryales, Microbotryaceae.